Molecule: messenger RNA, 3383 nt
Organism: Gambusia affinis (western mosquitofish)
Lineage: Eukaryota; Metazoa; Chordata; Actinopteri; Cyprinodontiformes; Poeciliidae
Product: protein AF-9-like
Exons: 7
Coding region: 1245-2588 (447 amino acids)
Source: RefSeq, a predicted model, not a curated record
UUUAUUUUUUAAGAAAGAGGAGUUUUGAAUAAUUAGUUUUUUACAAAUGCUGUGUUGGUCCUUUGCAUGUUUGGAGCUGUAAUAAAUUUUCACGCUGAUCACAUUUUCAGAAAUAGUCAACAAUAUUAAUAGUGAUGUGGUGAUUGGAAAACUUUUUAUCUUAUCAGAUUACUGUAUUAUUUUAAUAAUUUUUUUUGGCUUAUCUCCAGGCAAAAUAUAAUGGCCAUUUUAACACUGGAUAUGGGUUUCUAAACCAAAUAAACAGUUUCAUUUUUUGUAGGAGCCCCUGGAAACGGAGGAAAGGCCACUAAUGUCGGCCUGAUUAUGUAGAUCCCUACUUUAAAAGAUGUACAUGUAUAAAGUUUUAAUUUUAUAGAUGUACAUUUCUGCUGUAGGCUAAAUGUGGGAGUAUGAAGGUAUUACUGAUGGGGUGUCAGAGUAGCUGUGGCUGUGAUAACUUUAGUUUGAUUAUCUACAAUUAAGAUUUUGGUCAUUUAUAAAUGCUAUUGGAAACAUUUUUUUUUUUUUAAACUUUGAUGGUUUUAAAGUAUUAAAGUUGUGUAAGCAGUGAUUGAAGUAUAAUAGUAAUGAAAGCAUCACGUAUCUUAUCCUGGCUAUUAUUAAGAAUGAUAAAAUGUAUCUGUAGCAUCAAAGAUUUGUGAGGAUGGGUUGUUAUAGAAACUGAGUAACUUGUUGCAGGGUUUUAUUUGAUUCACACUAAUGGCACAAUCUAAGACUACAAGUGUUUCAUUAGCCUUUAAAAAGUCAUAAACACAGUGUAUAGCUCUUUAAUUUAUGUUUACAAAUGUUUAAGAGUUUAUGGCUAGGAAUGAAUUACCAAUAAAUCUAAAUUUGAUUUAUUGUGUUUAAUGAUUGAUUGGUACCAAGAUGAAGCUGCAAGUUUGUUUGUCUGAGUGGUGAUGGUCUAUACGUGUUUGAUCAUUGAGUUUUAGAGUUUGUUCUGGUUUUUAUGUAAAAUUGUGUUUUUUGUUAUUUUCUGUGACUAAAGUUAAGUUUAUUUAUUUAAUCUCUUAAUUCCCGUUCUUGUUGUAUAAUCACAUCUAGCAUAGCAUUAAUAUUGUUAAUUAAAUAUAUUCAAGAAAAACAAACACAUUCACAAACCUGGGUUAUUGUAUUGUUGGUAUUUCAGUGUUCCCUCUAAACAUUGCUUUGGACUUUUGUGAUUUUUACAAGAUACAUUAUUAUAGCUUUUUGCUUUGUUUUUUUUCUUCACAGCCCAUACCAUGGAGCUUCCAGCGGAUGGAUCCCCGAUGUUGGAGGGACUUCCAGAUAAUGGUAAGGAAGACGGUAAGUUGUGUUUAAAUGGAGCGAACAUGGUUUCUGAAGACCAUGGAGAGGAGUUGAGGUAUAGUUCACCUCCACAGCCUGAGGACUGUUCUACCAGCACCACCGGUAGCUCUUCUUCUAGCUCCACUGGUAGCUCUUCUUCUAGCUCCACUGGUAGCUCUUCUUCUAGCUCCACUGGUAGCUCUUCUACCAGCUCCAGUGAAGAUGAGGUAGGUAAUGGAGACCAGGACUUUAGAUCCCGAUUUCGGGUUGUCCAGGUCGUUCAACCAAACAUUAAAUUCCUGUGGGGCAUCGGCGUGCUUGAACAGGCAUUGGAACGUCUGAAAUCGACGGUUGAUCAGCUGGGCUCCGGUGACAGUAGCCCAGUGGUCCUUGCCAAUGUUGCGUUGCAGCUGCCUGAGAUUCUUCCCCAUAAUUUCAAAUAUAUACAAGACAUUGGGGUGGCUCAGAAGCCCCAAGAAGACAUGGCUCCUUCUACUUGUCUUGAAUUCCCAUCUGGACUUGACAAACAGGAAGAGCCCAUUUUGCGUCCAGAGAAGUCCAGUCCUAUUGGUACCUUGCAACAUCCUCAGGUUGGUUUGGAAGAGGACAGGGCUUCUUUGACUUCCAGCCCCACUGAGAGAACAACGAAGAAGGUGGAUGCUGCGAAGGAUGACGACCCACCAUCACAACCUAGUCAUCAGGUAGGUUUGAAAGAGGACGCGGCUCAUGUGACAUCUGUGACUGGUAUAAACGGGAAGAGGAGAAAGAACAGUGAUGAUGAAGAGCAGCCCCCAGCCAAGAGGUCUAGGCAGACUGUUACUGAAUUGGAGCUUGCCAUCAAGUCUAUUGUCCAGUCCUUCCCCUCCCAAGAGAUGGAAUAUGAAGAUCCCGUUGUGUUACCACCUGUCCUCUGUCUCUCACCUUUGAUGUCGUGUGAGGAUCCUGGACUGUCAUCCCCUAUCCUCAGUCCCUCCUGUAAAAGUCCUGUUUUCUCAUCCCCCGUCCUCAGUCCCUCAACAUUGACUCACUGUGAAGAUCCCAUUUUGUCACCCAGUGUUUUCGGUCUCUUACCAUGGAUGCCAUGUGAGGAUCCCAUUCUGUCUCCCCUUGUCAGUCCAUCAUCAACACACUUUCCAGAUUCAAAUUGUUCGUCCCCUGACUUCCGUUUCGGGAUGGAUACUGAAGAGGAAGCAGAAGAGGAAGCAAUACCUUCAACCUCUAGUGGAAUUACAGCAAGAGAGAGUUCCAGACACUUGUGGUUUAGACCUCACUACGACUUGUCAGGUGACUCUGAUUAGAUUGGGAUCCGUAAAAACUGAAGACCUGUUUGGGAAGUCACUUUAGGACGUCAUCAUUCCUCUCAUGUUUUUUAUUAAAGUCAAUGGGUUUCUAGUUAGCCUGAGGAAGCCUUAGGUAGCGUCUUGCACUGGGGCUUUUCUUCUUCUUUGUGUUUUCCUCUCAGCUCCCCCAUGUUUCAGGGUGUAAUAGUGGUGCUUCCCAACACGCUGCUCUCCAAUAUAGUAAAUUAUUCUGUCCUGUUCCUCUACUAAUCCAGUCUCCCAGUUUUUAAUCUUUCAGGUUUUAGCUGCUCAUCGCUGGAUCCUUUCAUCGUUGUCCAUGUGGUUCCUGCCUUCUGGAUCCCUUGUUUUUCACACUGCUUGUUGGAUCUCCUCAUCCUGUUAACCUCCACCUUCAACACCACCAGUCAGACGGAGGAAGAUAAGAGAACCCUGUUAACAAAAAAAUUGACCAACAAUGAAAGCAGAAACCUGCUCCACCUGUAAACCUCCACCUUCAACACCACCAGUCAGAUAGAGGAAGAUAAGAGAACCCUGUUGACAAAAAAAUUGACCAACAAUUAAAGAAGAAGACCUGCUCCACCUGCUGAUCUACUGGCUGUAACAGAUUGUGGAAAAGCAUCACCAGCAGCACUGGACCAAUCAGGAGAGAGAAGACACAGAGGACUGAAGGGACACAGAAAAUCCUGCUGGAAAUCCUGAGAUGAAGUUUCCUGAUGUAACCGGGGGAACCUGAGGACACAGAAUAAAGAAGGACCAUGUGAAGCAGACUCAUGAAGAGGAUGGUCAGAGUCG